Molecule: messenger RNA, 1746 nt
Organism: Arctia plantaginis
Lineage: Eukaryota; Metazoa; Arthropoda; Insecta; Lepidoptera; Erebidae
Source: the annotation of a GenBank genome assembly
AUGAAGAGUAUAUUACUGCUACCUAUUUUAUUAGUUCUGUGUAGUGGUAGUGUGUUAAAAAACAAUGAUGAAAGGGAAUUGGAUUGGUGGGAAACAACUAUUUUCUACCAGAUAUAUCCUCGUUCUUUUGCUGACAGUGAUGGAGAUGGUAUUGGUGACCUAAAUGGUAUUACAUCAAAAUUAGACUAUAUCAAAGAAUUGGGAGUCGGAGCCAUUUGGUUGUCACCUAUGUUCCAGUCACCUAUGUAUGAUUUCGGAUACGAUAUUGCUGAUUUUUACGCCGUUCACGAUGAGUACGGCACUAUGGAAGAUUUUGAAAAUUUAAUUGAAACUGCCGACAAACUUGGCAUAAAGGUAGUUUUGGAUCUGGUGCCAAAUCAUACGUCCAACGAAAGUGUUUGGUUCCAAGAGGCUCUUAAUGGUAACGAGAAAUAUUAUAACUAUUUUGUGUGGGAAGAUGGAGUAAUCGAUGAAAAUGGGAACAGACAACCACCAAAUAAUUGGAUAAGCCAUUUUAGAGGUAGUGCCUGGGAGUGGAGAGAAGAGGUUCAGAAAUAUUACUUGCACCAAUUCGUUGUCGGUCAGCCCGACUUAGACUAUCGCAAUCCUGAUGUCGUCGAAGAAAUGAAGAAUAUUAUUCGCUUUUGGUUGGCAAAAGGUGUGGCAGGAUUCAGAGUAGACGCCGUUAACUGCUUAUAUGAAGUUGAUAAGAAUCUAUUCGGUGGUAGAUAUCCUGAUGAGCCCCUAUCAGGCAAUAUUGAUGCUCAUCCCGAAUCACACGAUUACCAUAAUCAUAUUUAUACCAAAGAUCAAAAUGAAACAUACUACAUGGUUUACGAAUGGAGAGAAGUUUUUGAUGAGUUUAAAGCAAUUGAUGGCCUGACCAGAGUGAUGAUGACAGAAGUUUAUGCUAGUGUUCAAGAUGUAAUGAAAUAUUUCGGCGAAGGCGAUAAGAAGGGCGCUCAAAUGCCGUUCAAUUUCGAUCUAAUAACUGACGUCAACGAAUUUUCAUCAGCUUACGAUAUCAAACGAGCUGUGGAUAAAUUUAUAACCUAUAAACCUCUCGACAAACAAGCAAACUGGGUGGUCGGAAACCAUGACAACAGCCGAAUGGCAACAAGAUACGGAUCAUCUUUAGUUGAUGGAAUCAAUAUGAUUGUGUUGUUACUUCCGGGUGUUGGCGUAACAUAUAUGGGUGAAGAACUCGGUUUAGUGGAUGGGUACGUCAGCUGGGAAGAUACGGUCGACCCCUCUGGAUGUAAUACUAAUGACCCAAUAAAUUACGUUUCUUCAUCUCGAGACCCGGAAAGAACACCGUUCCAGUGGAAUGCUGAAAAAAAUGCUGGUUUCUCUACGGCUGAUAAAACCUGGCUUCCAGUUGCAGAAGGUUAUGAAACUCUAAAUGCUGAAGUACAAAUGGCUGCAGAAAGGUCUCACUUUAAAAUUUACCAAAAGCUGGCUAAACUUCGCCAAGAAAAGGUUUUCAGAUAUGGACGUUACGAAUCUUUAGCUAUGAACGCAGAUGUUUUUGUAUUUAGGAGGUGGUACAACAACGAGAACUAUCUUGUGGUUGUGAACAUGCGUGAAACAGACCACGAAAUCAAUCUAUCUUACUUCGAAAAUGUAACUGGUGACGUCAGUGUAGUUCUCAGAAGCAUUCAAUCGCCGAAGAAUGAGGGUGAGGUAUUCAGCGCGUCGUCUCUGCCAGUGGUUGGCUACGAGGGUCUUGUGCUAAAACUGAAUUAA